UGGGCAUAGAGAUUGAGCUCCAUGGCUAAUUGAAUCCAGUAUUUACCCUUCUAGGGUUUCACUUUCUCUUUCUUUUUGCCAAAAACUCUUCCCUAAACCCCAUCUUACACCCUCCCCACUAUCUAGAACAUUCAUCGAAGGGUGUUUUCAUUUCCACUACUAGACGCUCCAUCAAACCCACCUCACCAUUUUUCUGGGGAGUUUCAAAGGCCAAUCCUGCUAUCAGAUAGCACCAAUUUCAGCACCAAAGGUCUGAACUUUCCUUAAUUGUAAGUGGGUUCUUUUCGUUUUCCUAUCUUUUAUCGAAAUUCAGGAAAUUUAGAACAUUCAACAGUUGAAUUAGUUGUAAAAGAUUUUAUCUUUUUAUCUUGAUAUUAUCAUUUUUCUAGUUUCUAUCUUUUCUGGGAAAAUUUCUCUUCUUUGUGUGGAGGUUGAACUUGUAUGGGGAAGUCUGGUGGGAGGAAAAAGAAGGGGGCAGGAAACCAAGCUUCAGCUGGUGAUGCUCAUAAUAAUACUAAUCAUGUUAACAAUGGUAGCAUAGAUUUGGAUUCAGCAGUGUUUCUGAAGAGAGCACAUGAGUUAAAAGAGGAAGGGAAUAAGAGAUUUCAGGCCAAGGAUUAUGUGGGUGCCCUUGACCAAUAUGAUAAUGCAAUUAAGCUCAUCCCCAAAACCCACCCUGAUAGGGCUGUUUUUCAUAGCAAUAGGGCAGCUUGUAUGAUGCAAAUGAGACCUAUUGACUAUGACAGUGUCAUUUCUGAGUGCACUAUGGCCCUCCAGGUUCAACCUCGCUUUGUUCGGGCCCUUCUCCGGAGGGCUCGAGCUUUUGAAGCUAUAGCGAAGUAUGACAUGGCUAUGGCUGAUGUACAAGUCCUUUUGGGUUCUGAUCCUAAUCAUGGGGAUGCUUUAGAUAUUGCUCGCAGACUUCGAACAGCUCUUGGACCUCGUCAGGAGGCCCAACAGGAUCUCCAGAGCCGUCCAUCACCCGCUGCUCUUGGGGCUUCUGCUGUUAGAGGUGCACCUAUUGCGGGACUUGGCCCGUGUUUGCCUGCUAGGCCUCCUCCAGCUAAGAAAGGUGCAGGUGCUGGAACGAAUGGUCCAUCUGGUAACAGGAAUGAAAAGCCGCAACUAGUUUUAGCAACAGAGAAUGGUCCUGAUGUGAAAACACAAAUGCCGAAAGUUGUUUUGAAACCUGCAAGUGGUUCUUCGAAGCCCUAUGAGAAUACAUUGAAGAAUUUUGUGAAGGACCAAGCACCCGCAUCAUCCACUUUGUUUUCUGCUCCUAGGCCUUCUCGAGAGGCUAUCAUUCAAUGGAGGCAAUUGAAGCUUGUAUAUGAUCAUGAUAUAAGACUAGCCCAAAUGCCUGUGAAUUGCAGCUUCAGAGUUUUAAGGGAGACAGUGGGAAAACGGUUUCCAUCAUCAAAGUCUGUUUUGAUUAAGUACAAAGAUAAUGAUGGUGAUUUGGUGACAAUAACUUGUACCAGUGAGCUGAAAUUGGCAGAAGAUUUUGUAGACAACCUUGCACCAAAAGACCCAGAAAGUGAUAAGAUCGAUCCCAUUGGAAUGUUAAGGUUGCAUAUUGUGGAGGUGAACCCUGAACAAGAACCAGCAAUACCAGAAGAAGAGGAGAAGCCUGUUGACAGCGAGGAGAUUAAGGGAGAUGAUGGCUCUCAUUCUCCUGUUGAAGAUGUUGGAGUGGACACUGUUGAAACCGAGGCAGAAAAGACAGAUGAUAAGACAUCAAUAGAAAUCCAUAAAGGGAAACCAGAAGUAUCAGAAGAAGCAGAGUGCAAGGAGGUUGAGAUGGAUGAUUGGUUGUUUGAGUUUGCUCAGCUCUUCCGUAACAAUGUUGGCAUUGACCCUGAUGCUCAUGUUGACCUGCAUGAAAUUGGAAUGGAGCUGUGUUCCGAGGCUCUUGAGGAGACGGUGACAAGUGAAGAUGCACAACUUCUCUUUGACAAAGCUGCGCUUAAGUUUCAGGAGGUUGCUGCAUUGGCAUUUUUCAACUGGGGGAAUGUUCAUAUGUGUGCAGCAAGGAAAAAGAUCCCUGUAGAUGAGAAUGCAUCUCCAGAGGAUAAGGCUGCACAGCUGCAGAAAGCAUAUCACUGGGUUAAGGAAAAGUAUUCCUUGGCUAGGGAGAAGUAUGAGCAAGCACUUUCGAUCAAGCCAGACUUCUAUGAAGGUUUACUUGCGAUGGGGCAGCAGCAGUUUGAGAUGGCAAAGCUUCAUUGGUCUUACGCCCUGGCGAAGAAAGAGGAUCUUUUGAGCUGGGAUUCAUCCGAGACAUAUGAACUUUUUGACAGUGCAGAGGAGAAGAUGAAGGCUGCUACUGAAAUGUGGGAAAAGUUGGAGGAGCAGAGAGCUAAUGAACUGAAAGACCCAAAUACUAGUAAGGUGGAGGAGCUGCUAAAGCGAAGAAAGAAAGCAGGAAAUGAAGGUGAAUCCUCGGGUAAGAUCCCUGGCGAGCCUACUCCUGAGGAGUUGGCUGAGCAGGCAGCUGUUAUGAGAUCACAAAUUCAUCUCUUCUGGGGUAAUAUGCUAUUUGAGCGCUCUCAAAUUGAGUUUAGACUGGGAGUUGCUGAUUGGAAAAAGAAUCUCGAUGCUGCUGUUGAACGCUUUAAGUUAGCAGGAGCUUCGGAAGUUGAUAUUUCUACGGUUACAAGCAAUCACUGUUCCAAUGGCGAUUCUGCAGGAGGAGAGGAGAAGAAGGCUGGUAAUGGAACUCAAAUUGCAUCUGAUGGAGCAGGUGUCCAAGCUGAAGCAACAUGAUCAAAAUUGAUAUACGCAGGAGCUUGCCAGUUUUCACGCGCAUCAGAAUAAGUUACUAGCGUGGGAUCAGAAACUAAGUGCCCUACUGACUAUCAAGCAAGGUAAAGAAAGGGUAGAUCCCACCCCUUCCAAAUGCGCCAGGCUGGAAUAUUGGUGGUCGGGUACUCAAGCAAGAUUAUAUGGUGGUUGAUGAUUUUAGGAUAACCUGUGCACGCAAAUGCUUAUGUUACACAAAUGUAGCAGUUUUGUCUUCUGAUAUUCUAAAACCUUUGAUUGAUAGAAUUUUUUUUUUUCAUCUGCUUGUCUUGCUCAAACUUACUAUUGGAUUUUUGACUGCCAAACUUUUCACGUUUGUAAUGUCUAGUUUUAUAUGUGAUAGGUCUUUUUCA
Molecule: messenger RNA, 3155 nt
Organism: Beta vulgaris subsp. vulgaris (sugar beet)
Lineage: Eukaryota; Viridiplantae; Streptophyta; Magnoliopsida; Caryophyllales; Amaranthaceae
Molecular function (GO): protein binding
Source: RefSeq, a predicted model, not a curated record